This is a messenger RNA of Cooperia oncophora, 207 nucleotides long. NCBI's taxonomy places the organism in Eukaryota, Metazoa, Nematoda, Chromadorea, Rhabditida, Trichostrongylidae. The record is from the annotation of a GenBank genome assembly.
AUGACUCGGAUCAUUUACGCCGACGCCUCCACGCGUCUUCUGCAGCCUGAACUUCGUGCCCUGGGCGUUGUCGGGAAGUUCGUAGAGUUUUUCGGUGACGGAGUGUCUUCUCUCUCAAUCGCUGAUCGGGCUACCAUAGCAAAUAUGUGUCCCGAGUAUGGUGCUACAGUUGGCUUCUUCCCUGUUGAUAAGAAAGUUAUUGCGUGA